Molecule: messenger RNA, 478 nt
Organism: Rhodofomes roseus
Lineage: Eukaryota; Fungi; Basidiomycota; Agaricomycetes; Polyporales; Fomitopsidaceae
Exons: 1
Coding region: 95-343 (82 amino acids)
Source: RefSeq, a predicted model, not a curated record
CAUCACCCACCCCAUACAUCCCCCGAACACCCAUUCCAUUCACGAAAAUCCUCAUUGUGCCAUAACCAUCGUUCCCCGUCCUCCCCGUCGUUCAAUGCCUUUCCCCUCUGUCAUUUAUUGGAGCUUGACGCUCCGUCGGUGGCGCGAACCCCGGUCAUGGACUUUUCUGUAUCUGAUGCGUGGUCUUCCGUCCUGUACUACUAUGUUUGAUGUUCUGCAAGCUGGCACUGUCCUGCAGUUAUAUGCCUUGGUUAUGAUCACCCAUGCAAGUAUUCCUCUUAGCUCUUCGUGUUUUGUUGUGUGCUUUCUCCUUUCGGUGUGCAGGUGUGCGGCCCCGUGGUAAUUCCGGGUGUGCGAUGGAACCACGGCCUGCGUAAAUCACGGGUCUAGUGCAUACGUCGUUUGCCAGGGGACGGAGACAACGGACGGUGCGUGUCAAUGCGGAUGCCCGACAAGGCUGCGGGAACGGCCGCCCGAG